Drosophila ficusphila is the source of this 5158-nucleotide messenger RNA. RefSeq names its product histone-lysine N-methyltransferase Suv4-20 (gene Hmt4-20). Gene Ontology annotation, cellular component: nucleus. Lineage: Eukaryota; Metazoa; Arthropoda; Insecta; Diptera; Drosophilidae. The coding region runs from base 655 to 4785 and encodes 1376 amino acids. The transcript is spliced from 3 exons. The record is from RefSeq and is a predicted model, not a curated record. Gene Ontology annotation, molecular function: histone H4K20 methyltransferase activity; protein binding.
GUCACAUUAAUGGCAUUUGUCAACGGCCCAGCCGCGGUCACACUGGUGGCAAAAAAAAAACGGGAUCGGAAAAACCAUAACGCGAAAAUAGGAUUCCAGCAGCCGCAUUUUAUAAAUUAAGUCCGACUUCCGAAUUCUGAAAACAGCGGUAGAAACUUCAAAAAGUCUGUGCAGGGAAGUGGAGAACGUGAGCGACGACCAGCGAAGCGAAGGAAAAGGAAUACAUACAUACGUACACACGUCUCGCUGCGGAGGAAUAUAUGUAUCCAUCUGGGAGUGUGUGUGUGUACUGCAACUUCUAGGCGUAAAAGAGAGAGCGAUACAUUCCCGACUGGCGACUUUGGAGCGUCGCAAGAGCGAGCGAGAGAGAGAGAGCGGAGCCAUGGACGGCGUUUGGAUGUUUUUGGGGAACAAAGGCAUCAAGAGCUAAAAUGAUUUGCCACAGCCACCGUGAUAUAUUUUGGAUAAGCAGCCAAAGCCAAGCCAUCCAAGACCAAUUCCAAUCCAGUGUGUCGUUGUGUGUAAGUGUAUGUCUCGACAAAAAACCGUGGAAAAAGACGCACGCACACAGAAGCAGCCAAAGCAUCGUUUUGCGAGUAUGAGCGAGAGGCAAUAGAGCCUUAGUGAAUAAUUCAUUUAAGACUGUCCUGCAGAAUGGUCGUCGGCUCGAAUCACACGCGGCGAGGUGAAACUGGCAGCAGAUUUACAAACAGCAGUAGUUCCAGUGGCUCAAACGGUGGUCCCACCGCUUCGGCCAGCAGCACCACCAGCUCAACGUCUUCACCAGCCACCAACUCCACGACGACGGCGGCGGCUCUGUUGUCGUCCAUGUCCCAUAAGGGCCAUGGCCCGUCGCCAUCCGCACCGCCAUCUGCGCACCACCAGGCGAGCCAGCAGCACCACCAGGCGGCGAACCACCAUCCACAUGCCCCCUAUCACCAGGCGAGCCAGCAUCCCAGCCAUCAUAAUCAGCCGUCGCAUCACUCCUCAAAUGGCAGUGGAGGCGGAUCAGGAGGAACGGGCUCGGCAUCAGGAUCUGUUGUCAGUGGACUCAAUGGCAGCAACGGCAGCGCCGUCAGCCGACUGUCGCAAUCCACUGGCAUGACGCCGCGUGAACUUUCUGAAAACGAUGACUUGGCCACAUCGCUGAUCCUCGAUCCGCAUCUCGGUUUUCAGACCCACAAGAUGAACAUACGCUUCCGCCCACUAAAGGUGGACACGCAGCAGCUGAAGGCCAUAGUGGAUGACUUCAUCCACACGCAGAACUACGAUGUGGCCAUUCAGCGCAUCUACGAUGGUCCUUGGAUACCGCGUCAUCUGAAGAAUAAGAUGAAGAUCGCCACCAAGCGCCUCCACGAUCACAUCGUUCGCUACCUGCGCGUUUUUGACAAGGACAGUGGCUUUGCGAUCGAGGCCUGCUACCGAUAUUCGCUGGAAGAGCAACGUGGCGCCAAGAUCAGCUCGACGAAGCGUUGGUCAAAGAACGACAAGAUCGAAUGUCUGGUGGGCUGCAUAGCUGAGCUAACGGAGGCCGAGGAGGCGGCCCUGUUGCACUCUGGCAAGAAUGACUUUUCGGUGAUGUAUAGCUGCCGCAAGAACUGCGCGCAAUUGUGGCUGGGACCGGCUGCCUACAUUAAUCAUGAUUGUCGCGCCAAUUGCAAGUUCUUGGCCACUGGCAGGGAUACAGCGUGUGUGAAAGUGCUGCGCGACAUUGAAGUGGGCGAGGAGAUAACCUGCUUCUAUGGCGAGGACUUCUUCGGGGACUCCAAUCGCUAUUGCGAGUGCGAGACGUGCGAGCGACGUGGAACUGGCGCUUUUGCCGGCAAGGAUGACGGCCUGGUGUUCGGCCUGAGCAUGGGUCUCGGUCUGGCGACCAGUGGGCCCGGCAAUAACGGUGGCUAUCGCCUGCGGGAGACGGACAAUCGGAUCAAUCGCAUUAAAAGCCGGGCCAACUCCACAAACAGCACCUCAAACAGCAACAGUAACACAAAUGAUUCCACUGGCACCAGCGAGAGUAGCAGCACGAACGGAUUGGUUUCUGGCGGAGCAGCAGGAGGAGCGACAGGAGCAACUGGAGCCGCGGUGCCUGCAGUGUCGCAGCAGCUGAUCACUGGCGGCAAGGAGGUGGCCACCGCCGCUGUCUCGCUGGCCGAAAAGAAACUGCCUAACGUUGUGGUCUCUCCGCUUACGAUGAAGGAGUUGCGGCAGAAGGGCAUGACCAAGUACGAUGCCGAGAUGAUAAUGGCCAAUGCAGCCUACCAGCAGCAGCACCAUCAUCAGCAUCACUUCCAUCACCACCAUCAUCAUCAUCACCAUCACCACAACCAUGGCCAGCAUGCGAGCACCGGAGCGGAGGCCACAGCGGCUGUGCAGCAAAUGGCGGCCUUGCAGAAGCCAGGAGGAGCUGGAACUGGAGGAAGCCCAGGAGGUGGUGGUGGUGGAACCGGACCUGGAGGUGGAAAUGCCUGUGGAGUAACUUCAGUGGGCGGCAGCGGCGUGGCCGGCGGAGCGGGCUCCGAGUUAAAUGGCGGCGGACGCUCUAGCAGCCUGCGCAAAUCGAUGCGUGUGAAUAGCACCAGCAGCAGCAUAUCGACAGCCUCCACGGACGAGGUGGUGGUGGCCCCGGUGGCCGUUGCCAGCAGCAGUAGCAGCAGCAGCAGCAACAGCAUUCCGCUGCCCACCAAAGCGCCGGUGGUGCUUGUGCCACGCUGCAAGCCCGCCCAGAUGGCCAUCGCCGCCCUGCACCAGCGACAGCAGCGCCAGCUGCGGCGCAGCGAGCGGCAGAAGGACAAGCUCACGGACGGCGAGAGCAGCGACAAUAGCACCGAGCAGCAGAAAAGGGAGCAGAAGCAGCAGGAUCAGCAGCUGACGCCCAAAGCGUUUGCUCAUCAGGGGCAGCCGGAGAGGCAGAGGAAGCAUCAGGAACAGCAGGAGAAGCGUGUGACGCGUAAUAGUGCAGGAAAAGGAGGAUUGGUAGCCAGAUUAGCCACUGCCCAUAACAAUAACAUUGCAACCACAGCAACAGCAACAACAACAACAACAAACAACAACAGCAGUAAAGCAACAACGAUUACAAAUUGUAAUAAUCAUAAUAGUAAUAAUAGCAGUAGAAUUAAUCAUAAUUCUAAUCUUAGCGGUAGACUUAGUGUUAAAUCGAAGAAGCCAGCACCAAGUGAGGCCUCGUCCACACCCUCAUCCACAUCCACAUCCACAUCAUCAGAAAAUCAGCAGCAGCAGCAGGCAACGCGUCGCAGUCGCAGCCCGAGUCCCGCCUACAAGAAGAACCUUUUGUCCAGUUUCGGUCCCGACCUUGCCCCCAACCAAACGGGCAAGCAGCAGCAGGAUCAGAGGGACGGAGGAGCUAUUAAUCCGCCGGUCAAGCAGAAACGGAGCCGGAGGGCAGCUGCCCUUGCAGCGGCGCAGAGUAUCCAUUGCGAGGCGCUGGGCGGAUUCUCAUCGGGAUCUGUUGGUGGUGGCCAGCGCAAAACAGCCCAUCCGGUAGAAGCUGCUGCCACUUCGUCUUCAUCUUCCUCGAGGAGUAACAUCAAUGUGGAGCCGCUUCUAAAGACGCCAGAGCGCAGGCUAAAGUUAACGCUCCGCAUGAAGCGUUCCCCCAUCCUCGACGAAGUCAUUGAGUUGGGAACGAGCCUGAGCAACGGGGGAACUGGCCGGAAUGCAGCGGCAUCGCAUCGCGGCGGAGCGGGAGCCGAUGGCUCGAAUAGAGCGGCCCUCAAUCUAACGGGCGGCAGUUCCAAUGGCAUCGAGUACGAGAUCCUGCGCAUGGAGGGCAUCUCCGAGCACGGCAACGAUGACGAUGACGACGACGAGGAGGAAGACGAGGAGCACGAGGAAGAGGACGAAGACGAUGAGCCAGCUGUCGAGGAGGAGGACGAACCGCCGCCAAGGAAGGAACAGCAGCAGCUGCUCACCAAGAAGCAGAGAAAGAAACAGCGCAGCCGGAGCAGGAGCAGCCAACGCAGAUCGCCAGCGCCGAGCAGCAGCAGCAGUGCCAUGUACGGCACGCCGCAGAAGAAGCGACUUCGUCUGAUCUUUGGCAAUGAGUCCCACACCAUAGACAUUCCACCAUCAGCAGCUGCCGAGGGAGCGGAAGGCAGCGGCAUCGACGACCUAAACAGCAGCGGCGGUGGUGGCGAUGAGUCCUUCAAUGCUUCGUACGCCAGCAGCACUAGCUUGACGGUCAACACCUCCUCCAGCAGCACAAGUUCAUCCGGCGGCGGCGGCGGCAGCGGGGGAGGAACCACCACCUCUUCCUCAACCGAUGCGGCAGUGGACUCUUCCACAGCGGGCCAAUCCAAUGCCGCCCAAUCGCCCUCGUCCACCACCAGCAGCUCCUUCCAAUCGGCCUGCACCUCGACCACCAACAGCAACAACUACUUUCCAAAUGGAAAGCAGCGAGCUGCUGGCGAGGAUUCCUAUGCGAUGCACUACUAUCAGCUGUGCAAGUUUGCUGGCACCUCGAGUCCGGGACAAGGACAGGCGAUUGUGAGCAGCAGCAGCGGGGGAUCUUCGAAAGGAGGAGGAGGAACUGGAGCUGGGGCUGGAGCUGGAUUCCUGAGCAUGCCCAAGCACACAUUCGGCACUUGUGCUCUCCUCGCGCCCACUAGUUUUGCCAGCCUGCAAAAUCAGUCGCAGAUUAACCAGCAAAAGUCCAGCGCAGGCGGAGGAGGAGGAGGGGGUGUGGGUGUGGUGGCCACAUCCACGUCGGCAACGCCUGCGUCGUCCUCCUCGAAUCAUCAUCAUAACAACCAUCAUGGCCAGAAAUAACCAACGACUGAUCUCCAAGCAAAUUGACUAAGCACAGCUGCCAUUGCCAAGGCAAACGAAGGAACGACGACGAGUGGGAGAAGCCAGAACAGGGAUACGAAGGAGCGGCGGGAGUGUGUCGAGGAGCACCAGGUGAUGAGCAGGAUGGGCAGGAAAAGGAAACGCAACGGAUGGGCAGGAUGGGGGCCUAAGGAUUGCUGCUCUGCUGGCGUCGUUGCCUCUGCUGCUGCUUAACCUGUGAAAGCACCCUGUAGAAACUUAGUUUUAGGUCUUAGUUCAUGUAGAUCCUUCAUAGAUCCUUGGUUUUUAUAUUCAGGAAUCAAAAAAACAGGCUGACAAAUUUUUAAAAUCGAAUCUGGAUAUAUAUACCUGA